UUAUUUACACCAUCUCAGCAGCUAUCUUAGAAAUAUAACUUUGCUCUGUGCUUCUCUGAGCAUGCACUUCGUAGCCUAUAGGCUAUGGAUAAUUUGAAUGUUUUCUUUUGUAAAGACCAUUAAUGCAUGAUGAAUAGGCUAGGCUAAGCUAUGUAGAGCGUUUUCGAAGGUGUAGCUAGGCUACAGGUUGAUGCACAUUAGGUACAUCAUGUGGGGGAAGAACUUUAUUAUUUAAGGAAUGGUAAAUACUUAAAUGGCGAGCCUACAUUUAUUUAUAGGAAAGAGCGCCUCUCCACCUUUGACCUGGAUUACCAUAGCAACAGGGACGCGUCACCUAUUGUCACUGAUGUGACUGGUCAGGUCCUGCUAGGACUUGUCCAUUGUUAAGCAGUGUCAUUAUUAAAAAUAUAUUUUUUCAACCUCCUUUAUUAGCUAACCUUGAUGAUAAAGAAAAUAUAAAAGCUGUAACAUCAAAUGUACAAGUAUUUCCCGAUAAAGUGUUUGUUAAUAACAGGCUUACAAAAUAUAAAUGGAACAUGCCUGGCAACAAUAGUAUCUGGUGAAAUGGCGUCUGGUUACCUAGUGCUCGGUUUAUUUUAGCUAUUUGAUUAGCAAGCUAUAUUCAAUAACCUUUGACUGUGAAUAGAAGUUCAUUCUCAUUAGAAUAAAUAACGUCAUUGUUAUAUAUUUCAAAAUGUCUGACUCAGAAGAGGACAGUCAAGAUAAGCAACUUAAAAUUGUAGUCAUCGGGGACGGCGCAUCAGGGAAGACGUCCCUCGCCACCAGGUUUGCACAGGAGGCCUUUGGGAAACAAUACAAACAAACCAUUGGCCUUGAUUUCUUUCUGAAGAGAAUAACUCUGCCAGGCAACAUGAAUGUUACUUUGCAAGUGUGGGAUAUUGGAGGUCAAUCGAUUGGAGGGAAAAUGCUGGAUAAAUAUGUCUACGGGGCUCAGGGUGUUCUUCUAGUGUACGACAUUACAAACUACCAGAGCUUUGAGAAUCUGGAGGACUGGUACGGCAUGGUCAAGAAGGCCAAUGAAGAGUCAGACGUCCAGCCUGUGGUCUCACUGGUGGGAAACAAAAUUGACCUGGAGCACAUGAGGACAGUGAAGGCUGACAAACACCAGCGCUUCUGCCAAGACAACAGCCUCAUCAGUCAGUUCGUAUCAGCCAAGACCGGAGACUCAGUGUUCCUGGCAUUCCAGAGAGUGGCUGCAGAGAUUCUGGGGGUGAAGCUCAACAAAGCAGAGAUUGAGCAGUCCCAGAGGAUCGUGAAAGCUGAGCUGGUGGACUACCAUCAGGACGAAGUCCCCGUUAGACAGGAGACCAAUCAGAGCAAAAUCUGUUCGGUUCAGUAGUUGGAACGUGUGGUGAAGGCCGACAUCGUGAACUACAGUCAAGAACCUGUGGCGAGGACAGUCAACCCCCCGCGCAGCUCCAUGUGUGCGGUACAGUGACCCCCUCUCUCCCCCACCUCCCCUCUUGCCCCUCCACAAACUGACGAUAGCAGUGAGGGCUUCUGACCAGCAGGCUGCCCCUAACACACUGGCCCAUAGCCAAAGCAGGGGAAUUGAGCCAGCUUGGUUUAUUCUGCUGCACGCACACGCACACGCACACACACACACACACACACACACACACACACACACACACACACACACACCUUCUCUCUCAACGCACAAGUCUUGAGAAAGGCUUUAUAUCAGUAUUUCCUUGAGGGUUUUCAGGGUCAUCGGAUAUGUUAAGAUUUGAAUGUGAGGAUCUCUCUGUAUGUACAGUUUGUAUUUAUAAAGGGACCCCACAGUAUAGUCCUGGCUUCAAUACAUUUCAUAUAUUUUCAUGAAUGAUUUCUUGAGUAGUAAUCAGCUUUGGUUGCAGCAUACGUCUGUUUAAACAUGAAGUUAGGCUGAAAGCAAAUGGGCCCUCCACUUUUUCAGCAAUAUAUUUUUAGCAACUGUUAUUCUUUUGUCAUUUUUCUCCCUUCUACUGUCUUCAUUAUUCAAUUAUUCUUCAAAGGACCAUUUUUGAUUGUUUGUUUGUAUGUAUGUAUGUAUGUAUUCAACAAAAAUUUAAACGCAACAUGUAAAGUGUUGGUCCCAUGUUUCAUGAGCUGAAAUUAAAGAUCCUAGAAAUUGUCCAUACGCACAGAAACGUAUAUUUCUAUCAAACAUUGUGCACAAAUUUGUUUACAUCCCUGUUCGUGAGAAUUUCUCCUUUGCCAAGAGAAUACAACCACCUGACAGGUGUAGCAUAUCAAGAAGCUGAUUAAACUGCAUGAUCAUUACACAGGUGC
Oncorhynchus mykiss (rainbow trout) is the source of this 2295-nucleotide messenger RNA. RefSeq names its product ras-related protein Rab-28. NCBI's taxonomy places the organism in Eukaryota, Metazoa, Chordata, Actinopteri, Salmoniformes, Salmonidae. Gene Ontology annotation, molecular function: GTPase activity; GTP binding. The record is from RefSeq and is a predicted model, not a curated record.